UUGACUUCAUCUAAAAAGUCAGAUAUACACUUAUUAAAACUGGAUCUAUUUACUGAAAUGAACUUGACGCAUUUAAAAUAACAAAAGUUAGCUAAAUACUGGGUUGUGAAAUCAUCCAAUGACACAUCGACUUUUGCCGCCGCACCCCGCGCCAGCUCAUUUCAACUUGACAGCCUUCUCACAAAAUAUCUCUUUCAGCCUUUUCAAACAUCCACAUGAUCUAUUCUAGUGGGUUGUCAAGUCCCAGUUCGCCAAAACAUUCUGAUUUACCUUGGAAGCCCUUAUAAUGAAGCGAAAAUUUUCGCCGAGUACUUCUCUAUCUCCCAGUCAUGCCAAACGUUAUCCGACAGUGAGUUCCGAGCCCCAAAGAAAUGAUUUGCCAUCCGCAAAUCCCUAUACAGUCGGAUGGAUCUGUGCCCUGCAGGAAGAGUACGAAUGUGCGUGUCGAAUGCUCGAUGAGGAUUUCGCAAGCCCAGAUCUGGUGGAGAAUGGCGAUGACAACACAUAUGCCUAUGGCCGGAUCAAGGGCCAUUACGUGGUGAUUGGCUGUCUUCCAGCAGGCCGAUAUGGCUCCAAUUCCGCCAGCCGUGUUGCGCGAGAUAUGGUCCGGACCUUUCCAAACCUACGAUUCGCAUUAAUGGUUGGGAUUGGAGGCGGUGCGCCGACAGCGAGACAUGAUAUUAGACUUGGCGAUGUUGUUGUCAGCCAGCCCAAAGAUGAAUUCGGAGGUGUGAUACAAUAUGACCUUGGAAGAAGACUGCAGGAUGGUCAAUUCCAACGAACAGGUCACUUAAACGCGCCCCCUGACAAAUUACUUGGCGCUAUUCCUGAGAUUAAGAGACUUUACAACGACAAGCGGAAGCCAGACAGAAUCGCGGAACAUAUUCAGCGCAUGGAUGAUAUGGAAGAGUAUCAUCGGCCAAUGGUCGACCAGUUGUACCAGGCUGAUUACCUGCAUUCAGGUGGAUCGAGCUGUCAGCAAUGUGACUCAGGCUUUCUAGUCAAUCGUCCAGAGCGUCAACACCACCGCGUCAUUCGGAUUCACUAUGGAACUAUUGCAUCAGGCAAUACUGUUCUUAAAGACGCUGCUAUACGUGAAUUCUAUGCAAACAAUCCUGAUCAGGUGUUGUGUUUUGAGAUGGAAGCUGCAGGUCUAAUGAACAAUCUUCCAUGCCUUGUCAUUCGUGGAAUCUGCGACUAUUGUGACUCUCAUAAAAAUGAUGAUUGGCACAACUUUGCUGCGCUGAGUGCUGCUGCCUAUGCACGAGAAUUACUUUGUGUUCUGCCUGCACAAAAAGUGGAUCAAAUGCCGGCAUGGGCUGAACAGGUUACAAACCAAUUGCAACAAGAAAUACGCUAGACAUAAGAGAUGCACAGAGGUUAUUUCAGUCUCGAUUCGAUCAGACAGUUGGUUGGCAACAACUGAGGAUUGUUGAAGGAGCAGCAUUUGACUCUUUUGACAA
Messenger RNA from Aspergillus sclerotioniger CBS 115572, 1463 nucleotides. Its product is annotated as 5'-methylthioadenosine/S-adenosylhomocysteine nucleosidase family protein. Gene Ontology annotation, molecular function: catalytic activity. Gene Ontology annotation, biological process: nucleoside metabolic process. The record is from RefSeq and is a predicted model, not a curated record. The coding region runs from base 287 to 1360 and encodes 357 amino acids. The transcript has 4 exons. NCBI's taxonomy places the organism in Eukaryota, Fungi, Ascomycota, Eurotiomycetes, Eurotiales, Aspergillaceae.